Molecule: messenger RNA, 3293 nt
Organism: Solea senegalensis (Senegalese sole)
Lineage: Eukaryota; Metazoa; Chordata; Actinopteri; Pleuronectiformes; Soleidae
Product: WD repeat domain phosphoinositide-interacting protein 1-like
Exons: 13
Coding region: 326-1693 (455 amino acids)
Biological process (GO): nucleophagy; protein localization to phagophore assembly site; protein lipidation
Cellular component (GO): cytosol; phagophore assembly site membrane; extrinsic component of membrane
Molecular function (GO): phosphatidylinositol-3-phosphate binding; phosphatidylinositol-3,5-bisphosphate binding; protein binding
Source: RefSeq, a predicted model, not a curated record
GACGCAUCCUCCCAUCAGCUGUUUUUGUUUUGCAGUGUCGACCCAUAGAAAGUUAAUAACACAAUAAUAACACCGUGGACGUGCCAUCAUCACGCGGAGGAGGACGCGGCGUUUGUUUUGUUGUGUCCGGGUUCGGGGACAGUUCGCUCGGUGUGCGAUGUGUCACACCUGAGCCAGUCUGCCCGGACGUUCCCCCUCCACGAAGAGUGUGAGCGUGGCGCCUGGAGUCCGGGAGCAGAGGAGGGGAAGCGGGGGGAUCAACCCGAGCCCAAGGAAAGGCCUCCGACCUCGUCCCACUGAGAGCAGCGACACUCCGGCGGUCCGGAUGGAGCCCCAGGAUUUACCGGAUUUCGCAGAAGUGGACCGAGGAUUCAUCUGCGCCUCGUUUAACCAGGACACCACCCAGAAGUCGAGGCAUCACCAGUCAGGAAGUGAACGCAGUUCUCUGUCUGUGGGCACCAAGACUGGCUACCGACUCUUCUCAGUCACCGCUGUGGACAAACUGGACUGUAUCCAUGAAGGAGUUGAAUGUCCAGACGUGUACAUCGUGGAGCGGCUGUUCUCCAGCAGCCUGGUGGUGGUGGUCAGUCUGUCCAUGCCACGGCGAAUGAACGUCUACCACUUCAAGAAGGGCACGGAGAUCUGUAACUACAGCUACUCCAACAACAUCCUCUCCGUCAGGCUCAACAGACAGCGGCUGGUGGUUUGUCUGGAGGAGUCCAUCUACAUCCACAACAUCAAAGACAUGAAACUACUCAAGACCCUGCUCAACACACCCACCAACCUGUCAGGUCUCUGCGCGCUCUCCGUCAACCACGGUAACUCAUACCUGGCGUACCCUGGCAGUGCCACCAUCGGAGAGAUCACCAUCUACGAUGCAAACAACCUGAGCACGGUGACACUGAUUCAGGCCCAUGACAGUCCACUGGCGGCUCUCACCUUCAACGCCUCUGGCACCAAACUGGCCAGCGCAUCAGAGAAGGGAACUGUGAUCAGAGUCUUCAGCAUUCCUGAGGGACAGAGGCUGUUUGAAUUCCGGCGAGGGAUGAAGAGGUAUGUUAGCAUCAGUUCAUUGUCCUUCAGUGCUGAUGCCCAGUUCCUCUGCGCGUCCAGCAACACAGAGACGGUCCAUAUCUUUAAACUGGAGCAGCACAGCCCCAGUCAAGAGGAGGAGUCUCCCACAUGGUCAGCAUAUGUGGGCAAAAUGUUCACUGCAGCCAGCACCUACUUGCCCGCCCAGGUGUCAGACAUGAUGCAUCAGGACAGAGCCUUCGCGACCGUUCGCCUCAACAUGUUCGGCCUGAAGAACAUCUGCGCCCUGGCAAUGAUUCAGAAGCUCCCUCGCCUGCUGGUGGCGUCCUCGGACGGAUUUCUCUACGUCUAUAACGUGGAUCCACAAGAUGGAGGCGAGUGUGUCCUUGUCCAAAAACACAGGUUGUUUGACUCCAGCGAGGAGCAGGUAGAAGAGAAUGAAGAGCUGACACAGGACGCCUCUCCUCAACCAGCCGGCCAAUCGUACGCAGCCACUGUGGCGCUUCCUUCAACCCCGCCCUCCUCCACCACCCUCAUGGGUUACUCUGAAGAUGGCGGAGCCCAGAAGGGCGAGGUUAUUCCAGAGCACGAAUUCGCCGAGAGCCCCAUCUGUCUGGACGACGAGAACGAGUUCCCUCCGGUCGGCAACCAGAGUAACUGAUCAACGCCUCCACCCUGUUAACACCAAUCCCCUCCCCCCACCACCACCACCAUCCCAAUCAGACUCACAUGUUCUCGAGCAAGAGAGGAUGGACGUAGAUAUUCCUGAUGUAUUGUCCCUCACACCUGUACCCCUGCUGGCCUAGGGUAAAAACGUGAAAAGUGCCAGAGUGCAACUUCCUGGUGUUUCUGUGUUCAGCUUCCCUCUCACCUUUUUUGUAAGGACAAAAAAAACCCUAAAACAACUCUAAACAAUGUGCAUAUUUAGAAUAUUUUAGGCUUUUUGCGCUUGAACAGAUUGAGAGUCCUGCUCGUAAAGGUCCAGUGUGUAAGAAUUAACUUGAGUUGCUCAUCUGGGAACUACAGUGGCCUUUUUUCUUUAUUUGCACAUUAAGCUUCUGCUUCAGAAAGUGAAACACAAGCUCUGGCUUUUUUUUUUUCCAGGCUGCUAUACAAACACGUCAACACGAGAUGGCAUCCUCCUGAAAGCAAGGCCCUUGCGUUAAGUACAUACAAAUGACUUUUCUAAGGCUACGUAAACCAAAUUAUUACACACUCUGUGUGCUCAAUUUUUAUAAUUAACCUUAUUAAAUGUUACACACUGGACCUUUAAUUCCCAUUUUCAUGCGAUUAGAUACCAUUCAUUAUUUAAAAAUGAACAUUUUUGCCGCACAAUGUUAUCAUGGUAGCACAUGAUUGGUCCACUUGCGAAGACGUGCGCACAUGACUUGAAUAUACUGAGAAUCGACAAGCAACCAUUUUAGAGUCAACUUAGGCUAAGAGAGGUUCAUUUUAGCAGCUUAAUGUUAAAGUCUGGUCAUGAAAGUACUUUUCUUUUUCCUGUCACCUGAAUAAAUAUCAGGGCAUUUUUUUGUCUGGGACAUCUCAAGCUCAUCACAGGGCAUUACAUGCAUCACAUCUCGAGAGACGGAGGAGCAGCAGCAUAGUCCACUCAAGAAAGGAAAAGACGCUGUAAAAGUGUGACAAACUAUUUAAAUCCUGACACAUGCAGUAAGUAUUAUGUGACCUGCUGCGAUGCAGCUGCGCUUCUAAUUAUGGCGGGUGACAGGCGAGACUGAAAAACCUGCCUGUCACAAAUGUAACCUGAUCGCGUGGACGUCCGUUGAGACGUGCGGUCAGCAGCUCAAUGUGAAAGGAAACAAAAAAUCUUGACGACGAGCCGCGCGUGACGUAACAGUUACACGCCGGUGGAUUUCAGCGAUGUCCUUUUGUGUAUUUACGACUUGAUGCUGAAAACUAUGUUAACUAAUAAUAACUAUGUUAAGUCAUUAUCAUUUUUACUUUGAUGUACCGAAUAUUCUUUUUUUUGCAACAAAAAAAACAAAAGUUUUAAGUAUUACAUAUCACUGACCAUGUGUACGAAAUUAUAUUGAGGAUUUUUACUGUGUGAAAACUGUGUGUGUAUGUAUAUAUAUUUACAUAUAUAUAUAUAUAUAUAUACACACAUUUAUAUAGAGUAUUGUUAUAAGAAGUAACAUUUCAGUUGCCAAAAGGUGGCAUUGAUAGGACACAUUUAAGAGCUGUUCAACUGGGACAUUCAUCAUCACAGAGACUCAUUAAAGUGGACAAGUGACUCAAAA